Molecule: messenger RNA, 2257 nt
Organism: Oncorhynchus keta (chum salmon)
Lineage: Eukaryota; Metazoa; Chordata; Actinopteri; Salmoniformes; Salmonidae
Product: solute carrier family 35 member F2-like
Exons: 8
Coding region: 214-1419 (401 amino acids)
Biological process (GO): transmembrane transport
Cellular component (GO): membrane
Molecular function (GO): transmembrane transporter activity
Source: RefSeq, a predicted model, not a curated record
GUUUCACACACACCCAUGUUCACCCACUUUGUACCACACACUUUCAUCACUACACCUAUCAUCUGAAAACACUAAGUAGUCUUUGCACUUUGAUUAGAGAACACUGUUAAUCAUUCAGCCCAGGCAGCACAGUAGACAUUUAAAAGCCCCAGGACAGGCAGCACACAGCAGUGUGUUCCCCAUCCCAGGAUCCCUCUGUUACAGAGAUACAACAUGGCUGAGAUGGACCCAGAUGGGAUUAUAGCUACAGACCCCAGAAAUAAUUAUGAUAGAAAAUGCCUUAUUAUCCGGAAGCUUCUGAAGUUCAACCCUAAACAAGUGUUUACAUGGCAGCUGGUGAAGACAGUAGCCAUGGGUCAGGGUUUGGCUGUUCUCAUGUGUGGCACAGCAGUAACUUCCCAGUACCUGGCUUCAGACUACCAUGUGGACGCGCCCAUGCUCCAGAGCUUUAUGAGCUAUGCACUGCUCUGCAUCACCUACACCACCGCUCUGCUGUUCAGAACAGGGGAUGGCAAUAUGUUUCAGAUUUUAAAGAAGAGGUGGUGGAAGUAUCUCCUAGUAGGCUUGGUGGACGUUGAGGCUAACUACACUGUGGUUAAAGCUUACCAGUACACUACACUCACCAGUAUACAGCUGCUGGACUGUUUUGUGAUCCCUGUGUUGAUGAUACUCUCCUGCUGGUUCCUGAAGACGUGCUACAGACCCGUCCACUACAUAUCUGUGUGUGUCUGUCUGCUGGGGGUGGGGGCCAUGGUGGGAGCUGACCUACUGGCUGGACGAGACUUGGGAUCCACCUCAGACUUUCUGCUAGGUGAUGGCUUGGUCCUGCUCAGUGCCAGUCUAUAUGCUGUGUCUAACUUGUGUCAGGAGUACAUCGUCAAACACCUCAGCAGUGUAGAGUUCCUAGGCAUGGUCGGCCUGUUCGGAACACUCAUCAGUGGCAUACAGCUGGGUGUUCUGGAACAUAACAAUGUGGCAAACAUCCAAUGGGACUGGAGAAUCGGCCUGUUGUUUGCUGGCUAUGCCCUGUGUAUGUACACCCUGUACAGCUGUAUGCCCAUAGUGCUCAGGAAGACCAGUGCUACAGCAGUCAACCUCUCCCUGCUCACUGAAGACCUCCUCAGCCUCUUCUGUGGCCUGUUUCUCUUUCAAUACACAUUCUCAGGUCUGUAUAUUGUGUCUCUGGUGAUCAUCCUGGUGGGCUUUGUCUCCUUCAACGCUGUGGCAACGACCCCUACCCCUGCAGACCCUAUCACCCCCUCUGUUGGCUGGAAGGAGGGUGGCUAUGACAACCCUGAUGACAUCAUCAAUGAAGAAGUAGUGGUGGAGGUCUUGGAGGAGCAGGAAGAGGAAGAGGGUGAAUGCCCAGGGGUAUCGUGGAAUCAGAGAACACAGUAUGAGGAAGUACCGACGAUGUGAUCUGAUCUACUAGACGAGCACUUCCCAAGAGUCUAUAGCUGUUCAUCUCCUUGUCUCCUUUCUUUCAUUCUUACUAUUCUAAUAGAUCUACAGAUUCACCGGUGUACAGUUGAAGUCGGAAGUUUACAUUACACUAGGUUGAAGUCAUUAAAACGUGUUUUUCAACCACUCUACAAAUUUCUUGUUAACAAACUAUAGUUUUGGCAAGUUGGUUAGGACAUCUACUUUGUGCAUGGCACAAGUAAUUUUUACAACAAUUGUUUACAGACAGAUUAUUUCACUUAUAAUUCACUGUAUCACAAUUCCAGUGGGUCAGAAGUUUAUAUACACCAGUGGGUCAGAAGUUUACAUACACCAAGUUGACUGUGCCUUUAAACAGCAUGGAAAAUUCCAGAAAAUUAUGUCAUGGCUUGAGAAGCGUCUGAUAAGCUAAUUGACAUCAUUUGAGUAAAUUGGAGUUGGAUCUGUGGAUGUAUUUCAAGGCCCACCUUCAAACUCAGUGCCUCUUUGCUUGACAUCAUGGGAAAAUCAAAAGAAAUCAGCCAAGACCUCAGAAAAAUGGUAGACCUCCACAAGUCUGGUUCAUCCUUCAGCUGUAUGUACAGUAUAGGUGUUUUGUAUUAGUUGUAAUAUUUCUCCACUAGUUGACUUGGCAAGAGGAAUAAUAAAUGUUUUAUUCCACAUUCAUUGUGGGGUGUGUCAAUUUAAUGAGUGAGACUUCAUUGAUAUCAAACAUAAACCCAAUUUUAAGCAAGAUAUUUUCACAUGAAGAUAGACAUUUUCUAUAUUAACUGCAGGGCUCAAUGCGUGAAACAUCACCUGAUUAAAUAAUAAUACA